AUGCGGUCGGCUCUUGCAGCCUCAGCCCUUCUCCUAUCCAUCAGUCUGCCUGCAACAUAUGCCUAUACCGAGGAAUACAAUGGCUGUUACUCCGACUCGACGCCACUGAAAGAUCAGGGAACCUAUACAUAUCAGAGUGAUGGAUACUGUCAGAAGCUGUGUUUGAAGGACAACUACUCGGUCUUUGCCCUGCAUAACGGACAGGACUGUCUCUGCGGUAACCUGCUACCUGCCUCGUCAGCAAAGGUUGAUGACAGCAAGUGUAAUACCGCAUGUGCCGGCUGGCCUUCUGUGGACUGCGGUGGCAGCAAUACUUAUUCCGUCUACCUUACUGGCAUUGAGAAUGACGUCGACCAUUAUUCCGCCUCGAGCACAAGUACCUCCAGCAGCGACAGCGAAACGUCUACAUCAUCGACCCAAGAAGCCCAUGUCGUCACUAGCUCUGGCACCACACAAACCGUGUAUGCAACGUCCGGGACCGAUGCGAGCGCAUCUGCAACUGCCGAGGGUGCCACUGAAGCUUCAAAGAAGAAGAGCUCAAGUGCCAACACUGCUGCCAUUGCAGCAGGCGUUGUCGUGGGUGUCGUAGGAGCUUGUGCUCUUGCUGGCGCUGGCUUCUUCCUGUGGCGCUUCAAAAACCGCAAGUCGCAAUACCGUCGUAGUGUUGGUGUGGACAACUAUGGCAACCCGAUGUCCCAACACUCCAUGUCGGAUUCCCGUUUCGAUGGUGAUUUCAUGGCGCAGCGCCGUCAGAGCAAUGGCAGCAUCGAUGAUGACCAAGACUUCUCUCGUCGCAUCCUGCAGGUGACUAACCCCGAUCGACGCUAG
Messenger RNA from Aspergillus piperis CBS 112811, 828 nucleotides. RefSeq names its product WSC domain protein. The coding region runs from base 1 to 828 and encodes 275 amino acids. NCBI's taxonomy places the organism in Eukaryota, Fungi, Ascomycota, Eurotiomycetes, Eurotiales, Aspergillaceae. The transcript is spliced from 3 exons. Gene Ontology annotation, cellular component: plasma membrane. The record is from RefSeq and is a predicted model, not a curated record.